GAACCCACUGCAUGCUCUCUUUUUCCAUCUUUACGUACAAAACUCAAUCUCCUGGCCUGGGAAUCAUCAAGUCUUAUUUUUCCUCCAAGUGCGUAGACAAUCUACUCUCAUCCGCACAAUUUUGUGUCUUCACGGAAUUUAAUUUGUUUGUGUCCGAGAGCAAAAAUCCAUAGUUACUUUUAUUGAGAGUAUUCAUCUUUCAAAGGCAAAGCGGGUAACGGUCGGAGGUUUCAGUCAAGGUAGCUACGAGUCUGAAACGUGGUAGGAUUAUCCUGGGAGCGAGCUAGCCAGACCCGUCCGAAUAGCUAUCGGGAUACGGGGGCUAUCUUUCUUCAAGGCCAGUCCGUUUUAACGGGCGAUCCUGCGAUAAGUUCUCUUAUCUUUACUCUUUAUUCAUUUUAAUUAAUUUGUUCUGAUUAUUAUUAUUAUUAUUAUUAUUUUCUUGCAUUUGGCGGUUUGUCUGGUGAUUUGAUUUAAACUCGGGAUUUUUAUCUGGUUAAACUCGCAUUUCAAUAUCAUUUUCGUCUAACAAUCUUGAAGAAAGAUGUUAUUUCUCAACUUUUGGAAAAUCCAAAAUGGCAAACUUGAAAAAUGCAGUUUCCGAAAAUGUUGUUGUUGAGAAUAAUGUGGAUGAAAUCCCUGAAAAUAAUGUGUCUGUGACUAAUUGUGGAGACACACUUGACUAUGUUGCUACGGGCUCGCAAAGGGUUGAUUUAACUGGAAUGCCGGAAAAAUUUUCUGGGCAUUUUUUCAAGCGUUGGCAACAACGUAUGAAAAUUUUGUUAAUCACCAAGGGCUUGCUCUCGGUAAUUAUGACGGUGUGUCCCCCCGUUGUUGAAUCAGAUCCCAAAAGUCUUGAACGCCAAGCUUUAUGGCGUGAGAGGGAUGAAAUUGCAAAAGGCAUGAUUUUGUUGGGUCUCUCCAACAUGUUAUUUGAUGUCUAUUGCACCCUCCACGGCACGGCUAAGGACCUUUGGGAUGAGUUGGAUAAGAAAUAUAAUACUGAGGACCACGGUCUUGAAAAGUAUAUUGUUUCUAAAUUCCUACGAUUUGACAUGAAAGAAGGUAAAUCGGUGUUAGAACAGACACAAGAAUUUAAGCUUAUCUUACAUUCUCUUCGUGAAGCGGAUAUGGAAUUGCCUGAAAAAUUUAAAGUGAUGGCGGUCGUAGAAAAAUUUCCCAAAUCAUGGGAAGAUUUUGGUAUGACUUUAAAACAUAAAAUGAAAAAGAUCACUUGGAAAUCUUUGAUGCAUUCCAUUACUGUUGAGGAGGAGCAUAAGAAAGCGGGUUAUAUUGCGCCUGUUGAAUUUCAACCGAAGGCUCAUGUCAUAACUGGGGGAAAGCAAGCAUAUAAUUCUAAAAAUAAACAAUCACCAUCUUUUAAAUCCAUAAAGGCCAAACUAAAAAUUGCAAAGAAACCAAAGGCAAACCGACCAUGCUGGAACUGUGGACAGAUGGGGCAUUGGGCCAAAUUGUGUCCUAAUAAAAAGGCCAAGGCUCAAUCUGGGGGACCUCAAGUCAACAUGGUGACUGGAGGGACUAGUUCUAAUGGCCUGCGGUUGGAAGAACAGUGAUGAUGGGGAACACAAGUGCUGCAAGUGUGCAAGGAAUUGGAAAAGUAGAAAUUAAAUUUCCUUCGGGAAAAAUUCUACCUUUGCAUGGGGUGCAUCACGUUCCCGAAAUUAGAAGGAACAUUGUUAGUGGUUCCAUUCUCGUUAAGGAGGGUUAUGAACUAUCUUUUAAAUUAAAUAAAGUUGUAAUUUUACUUGGCGGAACUUUUAUUGGCAAGGGUUACUUGUCGGAUGGACUUUUUAAGAUUGUGGUUGAUUAUUUUGAAUUAAAUUAUGUAUCUGAGAAUUGUGAUUCUUCUUGUUUAUGGCA
This is a messenger RNA of Cuscuta epithymum, 1881 nucleotides long. The record is from the annotation of a GenBank genome assembly. NCBI's taxonomy places the organism in Eukaryota, Viridiplantae, Streptophyta, Magnoliopsida, Solanales, Convolvulaceae.